Cuscuta europaea is the source of this 540-nucleotide messenger RNA. The record is from the annotation of a GenBank genome assembly. NCBI's taxonomy places the organism in Eukaryota, Viridiplantae, Streptophyta, Magnoliopsida, Solanales, Convolvulaceae.
CUGGUCAGGUCGAGCGGAUCUCCUUAUCUGAUCCUGUCCACGAGGUAUUAGAAAGGGCUGGUUCUACUGCGAGCCAGAUUUGGUCGAACUCCUCUUGGUUCAACAACUUUUCCCUUCCUCAGUUACCGGUCGAGCAAUCUGAAGAAUGUCUGGCUUUGACCGCUCUGAAGAUGGGUUUGUACACCCUUCAAAUGUGGGACGCCCGUCUGGCCAAGGAGCGGGAACUGAUUGUUGCCCAAUCUUCUGCUGAGCAAAAUGCUGCUGCAGCCAUCACCUCUCUGGAGGCCGAACGGAAGGCCUUUGCGGAGGAGAAGCAGAGACUGGAUGCUGAGCUCGGUACCCUUCGGGUCCAACUUGCAGCUUCCCAGGCCAAGGUCCUUGCCGCUGAGGCCGCACAGGUUAAAUUUGAAGAAAUGCCAUCCAGCAUCCCGGACGGUCCCUAUGAAGUGAACGUGGAUCUGUCCGCCGUCCGGGAAACAUUUAAAUCCUCUGAUGAAUUCUCCAUCAUCAAGGAUUAUCAUGCAAGGACCCAAAUCCCGU